This is a messenger RNA of Lolium rigidum, 3293 nucleotides long. Its product is annotated as coatomer subunit beta'-1. Gene Ontology annotation, cellular component: COPI vesicle coat. Bases 30 to 2765 code for a protein of 911 amino acids. Gene Ontology annotation, molecular function: protein binding; structural molecule activity. Lineage: Eukaryota; Viridiplantae; Streptophyta; Magnoliopsida; Poales; Poaceae. The record is from RefSeq and is a predicted model, not a curated record. Gene Ontology annotation, biological process: retrograde vesicle-mediated transport, Golgi to endoplasmic reticulum; endoplasmic reticulum to Golgi vesicle-mediated transport; intra-Golgi vesicle-mediated transport. The transcript is spliced from 25 exons.
CGGCCAGCCGCGCCGUCGCCGUCGCCACCAUGCCGCUCAGGUUGGAGAUCAAGAGGAAGUUCGCGCAGCGGUCGGAGAGGGUCAAGUCGGUGGAUCUGCACCCCACGGAGCCAUGGAUCCUGGCCAGCUUGUACUCGGGAAGUGUGUGCAUCUGGGACUAUCAGUCGCAGACCAUGGUGAAAUCAUUUGAAACUUCAGAGCUGCCAGUGCGGUCGGCAAAAUUUGUGUCAAGGAAACAAUGGGUUGUAGCUGGUGCAGAUGAUAUGCACAUUCGUGUCUACAACUACAAUACUAUGGACAAAGUUAAAGUUAUCGACGCUCAUACUGAUUACAUCAGAUGUGUUGCAGUCCAUCCAACUCUUCCAUAUGUGCUUUCAUCAUCUGAUGACAUGUUGAUAAAGCUGUGGGACUGGGACAAAGGGUGGAUGUGCACUCAAAUCUUUGAGGGGCAUUCACACUAUGUCAUGCAGGUUACUUUCAAUCCUAAGGAUACUAACACUUUCGCAAGUGCAUCCCUUGACCGCACUACAAAGAUAUGGAGUUUGGGUUCUCCAGAUCCAAAUUUUACCCUUGAUGGACAUCAAAAGGGUGUGAACUGUGUUGAUUACUUUACUGGUGGUGACAGGCCCUAUUUGAUUACUGGUUCUGAUGACUCCACUGCAAAGGUCUGGGAUUACCAAACUAAGAGCUGUGUUCAGACACUUGAAGGCCAUACACACAACGUUUCUGCUGUUUGUUUCCAUCCUGAGCUUCCUAUAAUCAUUACUGGAUCUGAAGAUGGGACAGUUCGUAUCUGGCAUUCGACAACUUACAGGCUUGAAAACACACUAAACUAUGGCCUUGAACGAGUCUGGGCUGUUGGAUACAUGAAGGGAUCAAGAAGAAUGGUGAUUGGUUAUGAUGAGGGAACUAUUAUGAUUAAAAUGGGCCGCGAAGUACCUGUUGCAAGUAUGGAUAGCAGUGGAAAAGUCAUUUGGGCAAAACAUAACGAGAUACAAACUGUGAAUAUAAAGAGUGUUGGUGCAAACUUUGAGGCUACAGAUGGGGAAAGAUUGCCCCUGGCUGUGAAGGAGUUGGGAAGCUGUGAUCUUUACCCACAGAACUUGAAGCAUAACCCCAACGGCAGAUUUGUAGUUGUAUGCGGAGAUGGUGAAUACAUAAUCUAUACAGCACUGGCUUGGAGGAAUAGAUCAUUUGGAUCAGCAUUAGAGUUCGCUUGGUCAUCCGAAGGAGAGUAUGCAAUCAGAGAAAGUACAUCAAGAAUAAAGCUUUUCAAUAAAUCAUUCCAGGAGAAGAAAACCAUCCGCCCUGCAUUCUCUGCAGAGCGAAUCUUUGGCGGUGUACUUUUGGCAAUGUGUUCUAGUGACUUCAUUUGCUUUUAUGACUGGGCUGACUGUAGACUAAUACGCCGAAUUGAUGUGAAUGUCAAGAAUGUCUACUGGGCGGAUAGUGGUGACCUAGUUGCAAUAGCAAGUGAUACAUCGUUCUACAUCCUGAAGUACAACAGAGAUGUUGUUGCUGCUUAUCUAGAAGGUGGAAAGCCUGUGGAUGAGGAAGGCGCUGAAGAUGCUUUUGAGCUGCUUCAUGAGAUCAAUGAGCGAGUGCGAACAGGGAUCUGGGUUGGAGACUGCUUUAUUUAUAACAACUCAUCUUGGCGCUUAAACUAUUGUGUUGGUGGCGAGGUCACAACGAUGUAUCACUUGGAUCGCCCUAUGUAUUUGUUGGGAUAUCUUGCAAAUCAAAGUCGAGUUUAUCUUAUUGACAAGCAGUUUAAUGUCAUUGGCUAUACAUUACUUCUCAGUUUGAUUGAAUACAAGACGCUUGUGAUGCGUGGGGAUUUGGAAAGUGCAAACGAGAUUUUACCAUCCAUACCGAAGGCGCAAUAUAAUAGCGUUGCUCAUUUCUUGGAGUCCAGAGGAAUGUUGGAGGAGGCUCUUGAGAUAGCCACUGAUGCUGAUUAUAAGUUUGAUUUGGCUGUGCAGCUUGGAAAAUUAGAAAUCGCGAAGGAUAUUGCCGUAGAAGCACAAAGUGAAUCGAAGUGGAAGCAGUUGGGUGAGCUUGCCAUGUCCACUGGCAAGCUUGAGGCGGCGGAAGAGUGCCUUUUGCAGGCGAAGGAUUUAAGUGGCUUGUUAUUACUGUACUCCUCUCUUGGAGAUGCUGGAGGAAUUGAAAAGCUUGCUUCUCUAGCAAAAGAGCACGGGAAAAACAAUGUUGCUUUCCUCUGCCUCUUUAUGCUUGGUAAAUUGGAAAAUUGCAUACAGUUGCUUGUAGACAGCAAUCGUAUACCUGAAGCUGCAUUAAUGGCACGUUCUUAUCUUCCCAGCAAAGUUUCAGAGAUAGUAGCAUUAUGGAGAAAGGACCUCAGUAAAGUUAAUCCUAAAGCUGCAGACUCUCUGGCAGAUCCUGCUGAGUAUCCAAAUUUAUUUGAAGACUGGCAGGUUGCACUUACAGUAGAACAGAAUGUUGCUGCCCAGAGGGGGCACUAUCCUUCUGCUGAUGAGUACUUGAACUAUGCUGAGAAGUCAGACAGUACUCUUGUGGAAGCUUUCAAAAGGAUGCAGGUCAUUGAAGACGAGGAAGAAGUAGAUGCACUGGAUGAAAGUGGAGAGCCUGAUGAAGAGGUAAUGGAAGAGAAUGAAAUGGAGGAAAACACCGAUGAAGCUGUCCAAGUUGAUACUGAUGAACCUGAAGAAACUGUUCUUGUAAAUGGGACUGAGGGUGAGGAACAGUGGGGUACGAACAAUGAAGGAACUUCGCCAGCCUAAAAGAAUUGUUUGGCAAAUGUAAAAGUCCAAUUUUUUGUCUAUGUACUAACCCAACAUGAUGAGUAGGCGCCAAUGAUGGAACAAAAGCUCAAUGGUUGAACCUGUUCUUUCUGAGGGUAACAUUGCAAUCCCAGUUUUGUCAUGGAGCACCUGAAUUGGUUGAUGCUUAUUCACCGGUGAGCUACAUACUGCUUCUUGGUCAAAUCCAAAUCCCAGAAAGGAAGUCUAAACUAACUUGAGGGAUGCUAGUCUAUUUGCACCGAUCCUGUCAGGUUUGUUUGCAGCAGCAACAUAUAGGCAAUUCUUUCAUCCUAAGACACAUUUUCAUACCCAACUUUCAUGUACUAAAGUCAGUGGGUUGGGUGCAGAGUUGGUUGUGACGAGGAGGUUUUGAAUAAUUGUUAUAGAGAUGUGUAGUAUGUGCCAUAUUACAAUAGCCAUUAUACCCUGUAAGAGAUCAAAGUUUUCUUUAGCCACCCGCUGUAAUUUGUGGUAUUCAAUGAGGUUACGUGUAGUAUAUGAUUUUGG